AGUGAGGAAGAGAGGAAUACGGCAGCAUCUCUUCUUCUUACCGGAGGAAAAACGACGAAUCAUUAUCACAGCUAUAGUGCUACGGAGCAGUUACAUCUAAUCUGCGCGCUACCCAAUUCCCGGUACAUCUGCUAGGCCACCUCAAGGGGACUAAACCGAAUAAAGGAGGAAAACGUUAAGGAAGCCUUAUUUACCGAUCGAUACGCACGAGGAGCCCAUAUAUAUACGGAUCUCACAGCAACACGAGGACUGACGAGGCCACCCCCACCUGGAUAACAAACCGCUUAACGUAGAACGGAGAGCUUUCGGUAACGCUAGUAAAGAGAGCGAGAGGACAGGAUGAAUCUCAAGCAUCACUUGGUCCUGACGCUGUGCGCAGUCUACGGGAUCCUGCUAAAAGGGUCGUCCGGGCAACACCCCCUGGUCCAGAAUCAGACUGUGACAGAAGGCAGGACGGCCAUCAUGACCUGUAGAGUAGAAUACAAUGACCAGACGUCCCUCCAGUGGUCCAACCCCACACAGCAGACACUCUUCUUCGGGAACAAGAAAGCUCUGAGAGAUAACCGCAUAGAGCUGGUGAGGGCGUCGUGGUCAGAGCUGACCAUUAGUAUCAGUGAGAUCACACUGGCUGACGAGGGGAUGUACACCUGUUCUCUAUUCACCAUGCCUGUCAAGACCGCCAAGGCCUACCUUACUGUACUGGGGGUGCCAGAGAAGCCAGAGAUCGACGGUUUGACCAAGCCUGCCCUCGAAGGAGAUGAGAUCACUUUGACCUGUAUGACCCACGGCUCCAAGCCUGCAGCCAACCUCCGCUGGUUCAGGAACGAGAAGGAGAUCAAAGGUGCCAAGGAGGUGAAUGCCAGUGGAAAGACCUUCACAGUGACCAGUUCUCUACAGCUGCUAGUAGACCGGGACGAUGAUGGGGCAGCGUACACCUGUAAAGUAGACCAUGUCGCCCUGUUACAGACACCACAACAGACUACUGAAGUAUUGGAGGUGCACUAUGCUCCUCGUGUGUUGAUCACCCAGUCGUUGACGUUCCCUCAGGAGGGUCAGUACCUGAAGCUAGAGUGUGUCUCCAAGGGAAACCCAUCGCCAGACCCUGUGUUGUGGACUAAGGAUGGAGGACAGCUACCAGACCUGGAGAGAAUGAUCGUACAGGGAAGAGAACUCACCUUUUCCGCCCUUAACAAGACAGACAAUGGCACCUACCGCUGUGUGGCCUCCAACCACCUAGGCAGCAGCAGUGCAGAAUACAUACUCUACGUCUACGACUUCCCCACUACCUUCCCUCCAUACACCACCCCUGCCCCCCGCCCCACCAGACACCACCGUCCCCCUAGACCCCACAUCGCCUCCUCAGACCCUACAAACAUCUACAACAGAGAUCCCAACGCCAUGGGGCAGCGCGGACCAGACCAUGCUCUGAUUGGUGGAGUGGUGGCGGUGGUGGUCUUCGUUACCUUGUGUCUAAUCAUCUUUUUGGGCCGCUACCUAGCCAGGCAUAAAGGAACGUACCUGACCAACGAGGCCAAAGGAGCGGACGAUGCACCAGAUGCUGAUACAGCUAUCAUCAACGCAGAGGGCAACACACAUGCUGAGGGGAAGAAGGAGUACUUUAUCUAGACUGUAGAGGGCGCUCUGAUCCGCUACCCCAAAACGUGCUGAGGAGAAGGGAGUACUUUGUUUAGAUUGGUCGCCCCCUCUUUCUCUCUCUUUCUCUUUAUCUCAUUAUCUCUCUAGCUAUAUAUCUUUCUUUUCAUCUCUCUCUCUCUUUCUCUUCACAUCUCUCACUCUCUCUCUUCACCUAUAUCUCUGUCU
Messenger RNA from Oncorhynchus gorbuscha (pink salmon), 1821 nucleotides. Its product is annotated as cell adhesion molecule 2-like. Bases 340 to 1626 code for a protein of 428 amino acids. The transcript is spliced from 10 exons. NCBI's taxonomy places the organism in Eukaryota, Metazoa, Chordata, Actinopteri, Salmoniformes, Salmonidae. The record is from RefSeq and is a predicted model, not a curated record.